AUGAGAUAUUCCAUCACUACUGUUAUCUGCGCACUGGCAGCCGGUGCUGCAGCUCUUCCCUUUCCCUCCGCCUACACCCUUGUCGCUGAUGGGGGCUGGACGGUGGUUACUGACGGGACUCAUGCCUUCAUCGGCACCGGAGACAUCGAAAACUACCCGAUCCUCAUCUUGAAAGGAGGCAACAACCACGGCAAAAUCACUGGAGCUGCGCAGCACCGAGCAUCCAACGGCGUGCAACAUCUCUACGUCAUGUCGAGUACAGAUGCUCCGAUGGCGCUGACCAGCCCCGACUCCGACGCUCCUGGUGAUGCCGUUGUGUCUGAGUUCGGGGUCGAUGAUCAGAAUUACCUGACUGUCAACGGGAAGAGCGCCUUUGGCGUGGAUCCCAACUCGGGACCGAUCAGAGAGAUCUAUCAUCUGGGGGGCUCGGAUUCUCAGUACCAGCCCAUCUCUUUGUGGGUGAAAGAAUGCAAGGGAUGUUGA
Molecule: messenger RNA, 483 nt
Organism: Aspergillus saccharolyticus JOP 1030-1
Lineage: Eukaryota; Fungi; Ascomycota; Eurotiomycetes; Eurotiales; Aspergillaceae
Exons: 3
Coding region: 1-483 (160 amino acids)
Source: RefSeq, a predicted model, not a curated record